AUGCAGUUUAAAGUGAGCGGAGAAAGUGAUCCGGGAGAUGGUAAUGGUGAUGAGAUUGUGCCAAACAUGGGUACAACAUUUUAUCAGCAAAACACAAGCGAUGACAGUGAUAAUGACCAGGAAAUGUAUGAUGGAUAUGAACCCCUUAAUGGAGAACCACAAAAUGUGGAAGUUUGGGAUAAUCUGGAGAGCACAGAAGACACAGACAUGUCCUCUGGAAUUCCUUCGGCUGAUGUUCCUCCAGUAGAUACUGUAGAGAGAGAAGUUCAGCGGGAAGUUUGGAAUGCUGAACGACCGGAAUGCCUGACAAUCGACUUGGACGGAGACAAAGAACGUGAAAUAAUGAAUGUUAUGGCCGGAUUCUCUCUUCCUGAGCAAGCAAUUCCCGCCUGGGCUCAUGGAGUUUCAGAGAAAGAAUGGAAGGAUGACCUCCUGAAGCGAAUACGUGAAAAAAAGUCGCAGUAAAUUGCAAAAAAGAAAAUAUUUAUUAGAAGAAUUUUUCACACGCCCAGACUCACGCAAAGAUCCCUUGAACAUCUGGCCAGCUUAUCAAAUCCAUCUGGCAAAUUACCCAAAGUAAAAGCCUUGAUUUUAUCCACGAGAGUAUCUACAGAUACAAUUAGAGCAACAAUCUCCUGGCCAACUGGCGUACAUGUGAGAUUUCCCAAAGCCUGGAAACAUCUGUAAGUAGCUUCGAGAUCUUCAAUCCAUUGCAUUGUUUCCAGUGAACAUUCCCCGAGGAUUUUACACUCAUCCCCAUCGGCUAGUUGCAUCUGAGACACUGUGGCAUUGAGGAGGAAAGUUGCAACAGCCACUUGAGCAUUGACACUUCCCUUCCGGAUUUCACUCACUCUCCCCAAAAUCUCCCCCAACUUCCCAUGCACCAGAUUCCUGCCCACCUGGUGGAUCUGCAUGUUAGUGAGGCACCUCAGAGCCAUCAACUGAUUCGCUGCUGAAUCACUAACACACUCAACUAGAAUUUUCAUCACUUCCCCACUCACCAGGAGUCCACAUGUAGCCUCAUUCCUCACCACCAGCCUCACAAUGUCCAGCACUGGGAAAAGAAUUCCCCGAGGCCACUUCAGGAGACUCCGGAGGCACUCAAUCUGCACGUCUGGUGCCCCUCCUUCGCUUCUGGCCACAGCAAUAGCAUCACUCAGGAUGCUGUCAUUGACUUUUGCCUCAUCCGGAGCAUUUUCGGUGUUAAAACUCCUUUAAAAAAAAUAAUUUUGUGAUUAAAUUUUUAGUUCUAAA
Phlebotomus papatasi is the source of this 1254-nucleotide messenger RNA. Its product is annotated as male-enhanced antigen 1. The transcript has a single exon. NCBI's taxonomy places the organism in Eukaryota, Metazoa, Arthropoda, Insecta, Diptera, Psychodidae. The record is from RefSeq and is a predicted model, not a curated record. Gene Ontology annotation, biological process: spermatogenesis. The coding region runs from base 1 to 465 and encodes 154 amino acids.